Aspergillus tanneri is the source of this 1623-nucleotide messenger RNA. It is a transcript of the gene CCT6, whose product is annotated as chaperonin-containing T-complex subunit CCT6. Gene Ontology annotation, biological process: protein folding. The record is from RefSeq and is a predicted model, not a curated record. The transcript is spliced from 7 exons. Lineage: Eukaryota; Fungi; Ascomycota; Eurotiomycetes; Eurotiales; Aspergillaceae. Bases 1 to 1623 code for a protein of 540 amino acids. Gene Ontology annotation, molecular function: ATP binding; ATP-dependent protein folding chaperone; ATP hydrolysis activity. Gene Ontology annotation, cellular component: chaperonin-containing T-complex.
AUGUCUGCGACGCAGUUACUCAAUCCUAAAGCGGAGUCGAGGCGGAGAGCGGAGGCCUUGAAAGUGAACAUCAGCGCUGGUGAAGGCCUGCAGGAUGUGCUGAAAUCCAACUUAGGCCCCUCGGGGACACUGAAGAUGCUGGUGGACGGUGCAGGCGGAAUCAAGCUGACUAAGGAUGGGAAUGUGCUGUUGCGAGAGAUGCAAAUCCAAAAUCCUACGGCCGUCAUGAUUGCCCGGGCUGCGACCGCACAGGAUGACAUCACCGGUGAUGGAACGACAUCUGUUGUCUUGAUGGUAGGAGAGCUCUUGAAGCAGGCAGAUCGACAUAUCUCCGAGGGGCUGCAUCCCCGAGUGAUCACGGAUGGAUAUGAGAUCGCAAAGAAUGAGGCCCUUAAGUUCCUCGACCAGUUCAAGGUUGAGCGGACGAUUGACCGAGAACUGCUGCUGUCCGUUGCUCGUACCUCGCUAAGCACCAAACUCAACCCUGCCCUCGCCGAGAAGCUUACGCCCGACAUCGUCGAUGCUGUUCUCGCUAUCCACCGGGCCCCAGCGAAGCCCGACCUACACAUGGUCGAAAUUAUGGCCAUGCAACAUCGUUCCUCUUCUGAUACUCAGCUCAUCCGUGGCCUUGCUUUAGACCAUGGGGCAAGGCACCCUGACAUGCCCAAGAGAGUGGAGAAUGCUUUCAUUCUGACACUGAAUGUUAGCCUUGAGUACGAAAAGUCGGAGAUCAACUCCGGUUUCUACUAUUCUAGUGCUGAACAGAGAGAUAAGCUGGUGGAAAGUGAGCGUAAAUUCGUGGAUGCCAAACUGCAAAAGAUCGUGGAACUCAAAAAGCAAGUUUGCGGGAACGACCCAAAAAAGAGUUUCGUCGUCAUCAAUCAGAAAGGCAUCGAUCCUCUCAGCUUGGAUGUUCUUGUCAAGAACGGAAUCUUAGCUCUUCGGAGAGCUAAGCGGAGAAACAUGGAGCGUCUCCAGUUGAUUUGCGGGGGUAUCGCACAAAACAGUGUCGAUGAUCUAACGCCUGAUGUCCUUGGCUGGGCUGGGUUGGUCUACGAGCACCAACUUGGGGAAGAGAAGUACACCUUCAUCGAGGAGGUGAAGGAUCCCAAGUCUGUGACCAUCCUUAUUAAGGGACCUAAUCAGCAUACUAUUGCGCAGGUCAAGGAUGCGGUUCGUGAUGGCCUGCGGUCUGUGUACAACACUAUCGUUGAUGGAUGCGUUAUCCCCGGUGCCGGAGCCUUCCAGGCCACUUGUGCUACCCAUCUGUCGUCGGAGAACUUUAAAAAGACCGUCAAGGGAAAGGCUAAAUGGGGUGUCGCUGCCUUUGCAGAUGCCUUGUUGAUCAUCCCCAAGACUCUCGCAGCUAACUCUGGUCACGAUAUCCAGGACUCCUUGGCGCUUAUGGACGAUGAGCUAACAAAUGGUAACAUUGUUGGUUUGGAUCUCAACACGGGCCUGCCGAUGGACCCCGUGCAGGAAGGUGUUUUCGAUUCCUACCGUGUCCUGCGUAACCUGAUCGCGUCAAGCACCGGUAUCGCCUCCAACUUGCUUCUAUGCGAUGAGCUUCUGAAGGCCAGACAAAUGGGCAGGCAAGGCGGGCCUGCUGGCAUGGAUGAGUAA